Messenger RNA from Anneissia japonica, 1102 nucleotides. Its product is annotated as chromosome transmission fidelity protein 8 homolog. The transcript is spliced from 3 exons. The record is from RefSeq and is a predicted model, not a curated record. NCBI's taxonomy places the organism in Eukaryota, Metazoa, Echinodermata, Crinoidea, Comatulida, Comatulidae. Gene Ontology annotation, biological process: mitotic sister chromatid cohesion. Bases 142 to 549 code for a protein of 135 amino acids. Gene Ontology annotation, cellular component: Ctf18 RFC-like complex.
ACUUGGGCCUACAGCGACGUUCAGUCGAAGACUAUUUUAUUUACAAUAAAUCCCCGCGAAAUAUCGAAGAGAAGGUUUAGUCGGAAUGAAUUGUUAUGUAUAUAUAAUUUUAGAUUCGUAAGAGAUAAUCAAUAAGAAAAGAUGGUGCAGAUAGUUGUUAAGAUGGAAAACAAUGAUAGCUGCCCAGAGUGGUUACUAUUUGAGCUUCAGGGACACUUGGAAUCCAGACAUGAAGGCCAACUGGCCGGAAACUUAAUCGGUGAUCUUCAUUUCAACAAACAGGGCAUUCCUAUUUUCAUAAUUGGCCAUCACAUUCUGUAUGGUAAAGUAGUCAAGCUGGAUAAACCAUUCAUUGUUAUGCAGAAGCACGAUGAAUGUCAUCAGGAAACAAUGGAACCAAUGGAAACAGAUUCUAACCAAUCAGCAGGAACACAAAUUCAAAAAUUGGACGAAACACAUUAUAUGGUGAAUGCAGUCAUUAGGCGUAAACUUGUCUUCAAGACAAGACCUAAACCAAUCAUUACAAAUGUACCCAAGAAAGUUUUCUGAGAAUUGAUUGAGUAUUAGAUGGUUGCGUGUAACUAUUAUCAUCUUUUCACACGGGUACAUUAAAUGGAACAUUCCAAAUCAAAAUGUGGUACAGUAUAAUGAAAAUUAUUGAUUGAGCAGUGCUCUCUUAAAAUAUGGAAUGCACUGUAAUAAUAUAUUCAACUGAUGAAACCACUGUGACUGUAACUGUUUAUAAAAAAUACAUUUGAAGUGAAUAUAUUAAAGGUUAAAAAAAAAAAGCAAAGCUUUCUGAGUAGAGCUGGUACUAAACCUAUACAGUAAUUACAUAAAGCCUGCUUUCUUAAAAUCUCUACGCUGUCGCUACAGUUUUUUCUAUGCAAUCAUAAUGCAUAACAGUCCCCAACACAAUCGGGUAGACUUCCCAUUUUCCCAAACAAAUCAGCAUCACCAAAAGCUGCCAGUGAUAGCCUGUAGCGAUUGUAUAGAAACCAAGCUUAACCAGCUCACGAUUUAUAAGAAAAAUUACUUAGUGGUGAACUUCGAAUAUUAUUAAUAAAAGUAUUGCAUAUUUUUUUUAUUAUCAUAAUCAUCA